AUGACAGAUAGAGGAGUGGUUCGAGAAAGCGUAGGAAAUCCAUACCGUGUUUCAGUACCCACCGUGGGGAAUGCAGAUACUCAGCAGGCACUAUUCUAUGCCCACAUAGCGAAUGGUAGAUGUCUCGGAAGAUGUGCGUUAUGUGAUACAAUUAAUUUAGAAAGAAUUGUUUGCAAUUGGUUCUUACAUUGUGUGGGAUAUAACGUAGAAAUAUCAGGAGAAGAUAUACAGAGAAAAGCUGUGGAAUUUAAUCAGAAAUUAAAUGUAAAUCCUUAUUUUCAACCCUCUAAUGGUUGGUUGCAAAGAUUUCGAAUACAUCACUAUAUUUUUGAUGCAGAUAUCUGUCGAGAUUUUCCAGUCUCAAUUGCAGCCGCAGUGUAUACCUUCAAAGAUUUUUUUAACAGACGUCUGAAUCACGAGGGGUGUACAUUGGAGAACAUCUACAGUGUCGUUUACAGACCAAUAGCGUGGAAGUCACUACCAGAAAAUACUUUGAUUGUUCAUCGUGCGAAAUUGACAGAAGACGAAGAAAUGUUGGAAGAUCACGUUACUGCACUUUUUUGUACAAAUGCUACGGGAUGUCACAAGUUGCCGAUACUAAUAGUCGGCAGCGUUGAGGAAAAUCGCGGAUUACAGAAUUUCAAUAUGAAUGCCUUCCCAAUUAUCUACAGAUCAAACAGCAAAGCUUGGAUGGACAGUACCAUCUUUAAUCAAUGGUUCGAAAACCAUUUCAUAAAAUCAGUUCAGGAAAGACAAGAGCGAAAUGGGAGCAGAAUGAAGACGUUGUUGUUAAUAGGUAAUGUACGCUGGGAUCUGAAUGAAUUAGAUAGUAAAGAAGAAUUAGUUAGAGUCAGGAAUUUUCCAUAUAACGUUAGACCACUCCUGGACCCAAUGGAUCAUGGAAUAAUCGCAUGUUUCAAGCGAAAGUACCGAAAAGAAUUGGUGAAAACAUUAAUGUCAUUUUCUAUGUGCAAUACGAAAGAAGAAGUGAUAGACCACCAUAAAGAAUUAAAUAUAUGGGAUUGCUGCCACAUUGUACAUAAGGCUUGGUCAAAAGUCGACAGUGCAAUUAUAAAAAGGGCGUGGGACAAGCUUUUGACGUUUGACGUUAUACGUAAUGUGGACGCAAAAAAAAGGAAAAGUGACAUAUUUAAAACAGUAAAAUUGCUGCAUAGCUUACCUGGAUGCGAACAGUGCAAUGAAAACGAUGUGUCAAACUGGUUUGAAUCUGAAAACAUACGCGAUAAAAUCAUGGCGAUAUGUACCGACGUAGCUCCAAAUUUUAGAUACAAUACUAUGAAUCGAGUGAACAUAGGUAUUGUCGACGAUGGACCUGGGCCUUCUUAUUCAUAG
Molecule: messenger RNA, 1353 nt
Organism: Bombus pascuorum
Lineage: Eukaryota; Metazoa; Arthropoda; Insecta; Hymenoptera; Apidae
Product: jerky protein homolog-like
Exons: 1
Coding region: 1-1353 (450 amino acids)
Cellular component (GO): nucleus
Molecular function (GO): DNA binding
Source: RefSeq, a predicted model, not a curated record